CUAGACAGUAAGAUGGUCUAUAAUGGUUAGUCAUUCAUCAGAUGCAUCUUGUUUUCUUUCAGUCUCUCCAUCUCAGCCAGCAGAUGAACGGGCAGAGGAUGAAAAUGUAAAGUUACAGUGUUCUCUAUGGACUUAUUUAGAGAAAUGUCCAGAAAACGGCCUCCGCUGGGUGGAUGAUACAGGAACCGAGCCGAUUGGGGAACAUGUCAUCAACCAAGACAACACUGGAAAACACGCUAAAUGUGUUUCCAUUCUGACGGUGAAGCAUCAGACCGGCAGCAACAGAAAAUACACCUGCCGGUAUUAUAAUGGAAGCAAGAUAACAACAGAGGAUCACUACUCAAUGGUCUCUACAGAUCCCUCUCAUCUGAACUACAUUAGCAUCAUUGGAGCAGUUGUUGCUGCAGUGGUGCUGCUGCUGCUGGCUGUCACUGUUCUUAUCCUCAUGAGAAACGGAAGAGGAAGUAAAGAAUCAGAGGAUAAGAUAAAUAAAAAAUCAGAUGUCAAAAUUCAACAUCCCAACACGGAUCAAAAUGAUGAACCACGUUCCAGUCUGACAUAUGCUACUGUUGACCAUUUUAAUUCACCUCACAAGAUAAGAGUCAAGGAUCAGGAAGAUGUGGUCACUUAUUCUAUUUUAAAGCCCAAAAUGGAGACAGACGCAGACAUCGAUCCCAGCAGUCUCUACAGUUGUGUCAGCACACCAAAAUAAACCAGACAAUAUGACACACUGCAUCAUAACCUUUCCUUACUUGACCCGUAAAAAAGAAGUUAAUAUAUGUUUGAACAGUUUUUUUCAUAUCCAGUUUAUUAUGAAGAAAAUGUUACUGAUCAUUGUCUCC
Molecule: messenger RNA, 842 nt
Organism: Cyprinodon tularosa
Lineage: Eukaryota; Metazoa; Chordata; Actinopteri; Cyprinodontiformes; Cyprinodontidae
Exons: 5
Coding region: 23-712 (229 amino acids)
Source: RefSeq, a predicted model, not a curated record